AUGGGUGACCAUACUCCCACCAUAGACCAACCAGGGAAGGCAAUGGGUGACAUUACUCCCACCAUAGACCAACCAGGGAAGGCAAUGGGUGACUAUACUCCCACCAUAGACCAACCAGGGAAGGCAAUGGGUGACCAUACUCCCACCAUAGACCAACCAGGGAAGGCAAUGGGUGACUAUACUCCCACCAUAGACCAACCAGGGAAGGCAAUGGGUGACUAUACUCCCACCAUAGACCAACCAGGGAAGGCAAUGGGUGACAUUACUCCCACCAUAGACCAACCAGGGAUGGCAAUGGGUGACUAUACUCCCACCAUAGACCAACCAGGGAAGGCAAUGGGUGACCAUACUCCCACCAUAGACCAACCAGGGAAGGCAAUGGGUGACCAUACUCCCACCAUAGACCAACCAGGGAAGGCAAUGGGUGACCAUACUCCCACCAUAGACCAACCAGGGAAGGCAAUGGGUGACCAUACUCCCACCAUAGACCAACCAGGGAAGGCAAUGGGUGACCAUACUCCCACCAUAGACCAACCAGGGAAGGCAAUGGGUGACCAUACUCCCACCAUAGACCAACCAGGGAAGUCAAUGGGUGACCAUACUCCCACCAUGGACCAACCAGGGAAGGCUAUGGGUGACUAUACUCCCACCAUAUACCAACCAGGGAAGGCAAUGGGUGACCAUACUCCCACCAUAUACCAACCAGGGAAGGCAAUGGGUGACUAUACUCCCACCAUAGACCAACCAUGGAAGGAAGUGGGUGACCAUACUCCCACCAUAUACCAACCAGGGAAGGCAAUGGGUGACCAUACUCCCAUCACAGACCAACCAGGGAAGGAAGUGGGUGACCAUACUCCCACCAUAGACCAACCAGGGAAGGCAAUGGGUGACCAUACUCCCACCAUAAACUGA
This is a messenger RNA of Pecten maximus, 912 nucleotides long. Its product is annotated as DNA-directed RNA polymerase II subunit RPB1-like. The coding region runs from base 1 to 912 and encodes 303 amino acids. The transcript has a single exon. The record is from RefSeq and is a predicted model, not a curated record. Lineage: Eukaryota; Metazoa; Mollusca; Bivalvia; Pectinida; Pectinidae.